Messenger RNA from Trachymyrmex cornetzi, 2117 nucleotides. RefSeq names its product beta-transducin repeat containing E3 ubiquitin protein ligase slmb (gene slmb). Gene Ontology annotation, molecular function: protein dimerization activity. The record is from RefSeq and is a predicted model, not a curated record. Lineage: Eukaryota; Metazoa; Arthropoda; Insecta; Hymenoptera; Formicidae. The annotation marks the transcript as partial. The transcript has 8 exons.
UAUCCAAUGACGACUGUACUUUACGAUCCCAGCUGUAAGAAGGAACCAUCUACAGGAGCAUCUACGCAAUACGGACAGGAGAAAGAAAUCUGUAUGAAAUUGUUCGAAAGAUGGAGCGAAUCAGAACAAGUGCAGUUUGUCGAACAGCUGUUAGCACGAAUGUGUCAUUAUCAGCACGGACACAUCAAUGCGUAUUUAAAACCGAUGCUGCAGAGAAACUUUAUUUCGCUUUUGCCGAAAAAAGGAUUGGACCACGUGGCAGAAAAUAUUCUGUCUUACCUUGACGCAAAAUCACUUGUUUCUACAGAACUAGUAUGCAAGGAAUGGCAUAGGGUUAUUAGUGAAGGAAUGCUUUGGAAGAAGCUGAUUGAACGUAAAGUUCGAACGAAUUCAGUUUGGAGAGGUUUAGCUGAAAGGAGAGGAUGGAUACAGUAUCUUUUUAAACCGAAACCAGGCGAAGCCCAUCCCAAUCACAAUUUCUACAGAUCUCUUUACCCAAAAAUUGUCAAAGACAUCGAAAGUAUGGAGAACAAUUGGAGAAUGGGUCGAUUUACUCUUCAAAGAAUCAACUGUCGUAGCGAGAACUCUAAAGGCGUUUAUUGUCUGCAAUAUGACGAUCAGAAGAUAGUUUCCGGACUCCGAGACAACACGAUUAAGAUCUGGGACAGAAAUACUUUACAGUGUAUCAAGGUGUUGACAGGCCAUACGGGUUCUGUGCUUUGUUUACAGUAUGAUGAUAAGGCUAUAAUAUCCGGUUCCUCAGACAGUACUGUGAGAGUUUGGGACGCUACUACAGGCGAGAUGGUUAAUACGUUAAUUCAUCAUUGUGAGGCAGUACUGCAUCUUAGAUUUAACAAUGGCAUGAUGGUAACUUGCUCAAAGGAUCGUUCUAUAGCAGUCUGGGAUAUGACAUCGCAGACAGAAAUUGCGUUGAGAAGAGUAUUAGUAGGGCACAGAGCAGCAGUGAACGUAGUUGACUUUGAUGAAAAGUAUAUUGUUUCUGCCAGUGGUGAUAGGACUAUCAAAGUAUGGAACACCUCUAAUUGCGAAUUUGUGCGAACAUUGAACGGACAUAAACGCGGCAUAGCGUGUUUGCAAUAUAGAGAUCGCUUAGUAGUUAGUGGCAGUAGUGAUAAUACUAUACGACUGUGGGACAUCGAGUGCGGCGCUUGCUUACGUGUUUUAGAAGGGCACGAAGAAUUAGUGAGAUGUAUUCGAUUCGAUAGUAAGCACAUCGUCAGCGGUGCUUAUGAUGGAAAAAUCAAAGUUUGGGAUCUUGUAGCCGCUCUUGAUCCUCGUGCUGUUGCUAGUACAUUAUGUUUACGCACUUUAGUGGAGCACACCGGGCGUGUGUUUCGUCUUCAGUUUGACGAGUUCCAAAUAGUUUCAUCAUCUCACGAUGAUACGAUACUAAUUUGGGAUUUUCUUAAUUACAAUCCAUCAAGCGGAAGUGUAUGCAGUGGACGCCUACCGAUGGAUGGAAUGCCGAACCAAGCUGAUACUAGAUCUCCUUCCCCAUUUGAGUGACGCAUCAAUACGGAAAUUCCUUUAUUGUGAUAUAAUUACAAGUGGUUAGAUGAGUGAAUCCAAUGUGUUCACGACAAUGUGCGCAAAUAAUGAAAUAUCCGAUGAUGAGUGUUUAAUGUAAACAACAACAAUUAUACACAGAAAUGUCUGAAGGAAAAAUUUGGUUGAUUAAUGACUUUGAUUUAUGUUUGCUAGGACAGCAAAAAAAUUCUUCAAGAAAUAGGAAAGUAAAAUGGAUUGACUUACGUGAAACUAUGAAUUAUAAUUUAUAUAUGCGCUUGACGCACCACGUUUAGGAACAAACAGUAUAUUUAAAGCUGCAUAAAUACAUCCCAUGGAUGUAAACGAUUGUCGUUUGCUUUGGCCAUAUCUGGAAUUCUUCUACGCUCUGUGACAUGAUAGAAGUCAAGACCAUUUUCCUACAAAAUGAAAAAAAGGAAAGACUUACAAUACGUAAUGUAGCGAAGCGCUUUUAGGGAGGCUGAAUAUUACACUUAAUAAGACAUUAGAUGUAUUAUAGUAAAAGGAAUUAAUGAUUUUUUAUAUAAUUAAUUUAUGAGAUAAAAGAAAUUGUAAAAUGUUGUUUGAUU